AUGCCAAAUGAAAAUCAACUAUCUGGAGAGAUUCCUCACAUAAUCGGAAUGCUACCUGAUGUGGAGAGUUUAGACUUGGCAGCAAACAAUCUAAGUGGGUCAAUUCCAAAAGAUCUUGGAGGUUGCUCUAAGUUGAUACAGUUGAAUUUGGAAAACAAUAAAUUUGAGGGGAGUAUUCCUUGGGAGAUAACAAAUAUGAACUCUCUUAAAAACCUUGAUUUCAGUUCUAAUCUGCUGACGGGAGAGAUGCCACCUCAGCUUGCAGAAAUGAAACGUUUAGAAACUCUAAAUCUCUCACAUAAUAAUCUUUCUGGUUUCAUUCUGUCUAAGUUUGAUGAAAUGAAGAGGUUGACAAUGGUUGAUAUAUCCUUCAACCAAUUGGAAGGUCCUAUUCCAAAUUCCAAUGCUUUCCGUGAGGCUUCAUUUGAAGCAUUCAGAAACAACAAAGGCUUGAGUGGUUAUGCCGCUGUUUGCCACUUUGCUCUCAUGGUAAAAGGGGCAACAAAAGAAGUGAAGAAAACAAACAUCCCCGAUGAUCAAGAAACACAAAAUCAGAAUAUGUUUGAAGUAUGGAACUUGGAUGGGAAAAUGGUGUACGAGAACAUCAUUGAAGCAAUGGAGGAGUUUAACUCCAAAUAUUGCAAUGGAGAGGGAGGAACCGGGAGUGUUUACAAGGCAGAGUUAAGCACUGGCCAAGUUGUUGCUGUGAAGAAGUUUCAUACAAACACAAAUGAUGAUGAUCAUCAGAAGUCUCAAUAUCUCAAAGCAUUUACUAGUGAGGUUCAUGCACUAACACAAAUACGACAUCUUAACAUCGUGAAGCUAUAUGGGUUCUUUUCACAUCGAAGGCACUCGCUUUUGGUUUACGAGUUCAUAGAAGGUGGAAGCUUGCGAAAUGUACUUAUGAACAAUGAUGAGGAAGCAAGAGCUUUUGGUUGGAACAAAAAGGUAAAUGUUGUGAAAGGUGUGGCAAAUGCAUUGUCUUUUAUGCACCGUGACUGCUCACCGCCCAUAAUCCAUCGAGAUAUAUCAAUCCCAAAUAUUCUGCUGAAUGCAAAACAUGAUGAAGCUCGUGUUUCUGAUUUUGGGAUGGCUAGACUUCUCAAACCUCACUAA
This is a messenger RNA of Ziziphus jujuba (common jujube), 1116 nucleotides long. Its product is annotated as MDIS1-interacting receptor like kinase 2-like. Bases 1 to 1116 code for a protein of 371 amino acids. Lineage: Eukaryota; Viridiplantae; Streptophyta; Magnoliopsida; Rosales; Rhamnaceae. The transcript has 2 exons. Gene Ontology annotation, molecular function: protein binding; protein kinase activity; ATP binding. The record is from RefSeq and is a predicted model, not a curated record. Gene Ontology annotation, biological process: protein phosphorylation.